Molecule: messenger RNA, 796 nt
Organism: Schistosoma turkestanicum
Lineage: Eukaryota; Metazoa; Platyhelminthes; Trematoda; Strigeidida; Schistosomatidae
Source: the annotation of a GenBank genome assembly
CUUUCGACCACCUGCGCUACGUACCUAGUUUGUGUCAUUCGCAAUAAUGUCCGAGUUGGAUAGUUCACAUAAAAUCAAUACUUUCCAGUGGUUCUAUCAUGUAGCCUCAUCAUGCGGAUUCGGAUUGCAUACAUUUUCUAUCCCAACUGUAAUCAAAAUCCGGAAUUUUUCUGACUGCAAAGACAAACUACGUUGUCGAAUUUACUUCAUUUCCUAUCCUUCGACUAGUUUUCAAUCUGGCACUAAACCUACAUUGUUAUUUGCUGAUGUAGAUCAACAAAAUUCAUCUGAUGACCAAGUUAUGUGGUAUCCAUUAUUGCCUAGUGAAUUUUUUGACCAUAAAAAUUCACUUGCAUUAGCUGACUUUUUGAUUCAUGAACGUAUGCGUGUUUCUGUAUCCGGUGUAACUAAUUAUUGUUUAUCCGAUUGUGGUAAACUGAUUAUUUGUGCAUCAAGUGAAAUUUACAACACUGUAGAUAAUACUAGUUUUGGAGAACAGCCUAAUUAUCUUGAACCAAUCAAAGCACCAUUGACUAAUGUAAUUCAACCAAUAAUGUGUUCAUUAAAUUCAGAUUUUAUUGUUUGUUUAUCAAAUGAUAAUAUUUUCAUUGGUUAUAUACCAACCAAUACAUGGAUACCAAUAACACAUUAUCAAAGUAAUAGUGGCCUAUCUGCCGGUAUCCCAUCGUUUGUCAUCCAAGAAGAAUUUGAUCGAUACAUUGGUUAUUGGUGGAGACCAACACUGACUAAUGAAAGUUUAUUCAUUUUAGCUUAUAAAUUAGUGAAAUGUGUAUAA